AUGACGGCUUCAGAAAGUCCCAUGGCGGCCGGUGGGACCUUGUUCCCAGCGGCAAGACUCAAGAUGCUGUGGCUAACUUCUGCGGUCGCAUUGCACUUCAUGGGAAUCAUACAGUCUGCGGUCGGCCAAGUUACGCCCGUGCCCAGCUGCAUUCAUUCCGACCCCAACAACUACACGGACGUUAGUAGCGGCCUACUCAGCAGCUGCAAUGACCAGGCCCGCUGUCUAGAGUUUCUGGCGAUAGAGACGCUAAGACCCCACAUCCUGCACAUUCAUGUACAUCGAUGCCAUCCCGUAUCUACCAGCACGCCGUAUAGGCACACACAUAGCAAGAGGGUUGCACAUGGCAAGGGGGAUCAGUCGCAGGAUAGCAGCAGUUGCAGGAUUACCAACACAAGCACCGGCAGCUGGCUUUACUGCCAGUUUUGCAUCUUCUGGUCCGAUGCGCGAAAUUGCUCCAAGCCCAGUAACGAGACAUUCCAGUACGCCUGCCAAGCAGACGACUCCUGGACCCCGGGUGUCAUUACCAUGUUAGGGGCUGAACCCACCAUCGGAGCCACCAAAACUAUCAACUCCUGGGGCUCCUCCGUGAAGAGUGAGUCCCGGGAAUUCAUUUUGGAGGGGCUCCGCACAUCCAUGUCCGCCACCUUCUCCCCCCACUCCGCCGCCUUUACCUCCCAGUCCGCCGCCUUCACCUCCUACUCCGCCGCCUUCAUCCCCCCUUCGCCGCCUUCACCUCCCCCCCGUCCGCCGCCUUCUCCUCCCACUCCGCCGCCUUCACCUCCCAUUCCGCUGCCUUCGCCUCCCCGGCCUCCGCCUCCACCGCGCCCGGCCAACACCCUCUGCCCUUGCCCCCUGCUACCGGAGCAGACCAUUGGCGGCUCACCCGGGCUGUGCAACAGCACGUACGCCACUAUGGUUGCCACCUUGGCCAACACGACUGAUGACAACACGGUAUUUUAUCAAUGUGUACCCUGGCCGAACUAUGACAUUCUGAUGCGCGAGAUGGCUUGGAGCCACUGCUGGGUACGCGACUGCCUGCCGGAGCCUUUUCGAGGGAAGCCCUACAAUCUGUCGAUCAACCAAGUCACCAAGCACAACAUCGCGCUCAUACCGCCAGCUUCGUACGAGCUCAUCCUCUUCCCAGCACCGUUCGGCAUGCAGAUCUAUGUGACCCUCUACAUGACGAACGGCAGCGUCGCCACAUACAACUCGACCGUAGGCUCGCCAGUCAUUGGCGGUACCCUGCAAAGACUCUCCCUGUCACCGCUGUCCAACCUGACCAUCGUGUACUACAUCCCCGCCACCUUUGACGUGGAUGGACUGGCUGCUGCGACUAUCCUCCGAAUGAUCAAGGGCUCACAGGCCCCGAAUCCGCCGCUGCCGCCGUCGCCGCCACCUGCGCCGCCGCCAGGACCGCCUCGCGCAAUACCCAUCCCCCGGGUCCAGAUUAGCACCUUCUUCCUGGUGGCGGCCAAUGUUUCGCUGACGUCUCCGGGCGCUGGCCUGACGGACGCCGGGACCUACGUGACUGUUCCGAUCAAUUUCUACGAUUACAGUCUCUUAGCGGACUGCUCCGACCCCAGCGUCCGGGCGUACAUGGCACGGGUCCAAGCCUUGGGCCUAAAAGAGACAUCCGUCAACUGCCGCUACGCGGCCGCGACCUACGGCGAGUCGUUGUUGCGGCGGCUGCGUCGCACACUCAUCAGCGCCUCCUCGUGGCUCUUGGACAAGGCUGGGCUACAGUCGGCAUCGGCGGAUGUGAAGCGCCGUUUCCUCCAAACUACGACCACUUCGGGCGCACCGGAACUGCUCAACGUCUUCCUCACCUAUAUGGAGACCCAGCGCGACAUUGCCGCCUCGGCAAGCUCUACCUGCGCAAAGCUUACUGCUUUUUUUGGUGGCUCGUGCGACCCAUCGGCCUUUCAGACGGCUCGGCGUGUCAGGUACACGACGGCAAAAGUCGCGAGCUCGUUCGCGAACGGCGCCGCCGCCUGCCAGGCGGGGAGCAACGAGGGCUUCAACCGGCUGCUGAGCACUGCCCGGAUCUCCGUGUACGAUGUCAAGUUGAUGAACUGCACCAUCAGGAGGUUCUAA
Molecule: messenger RNA, 2097 nt
Organism: Volvox carteri f. nagariensis
Lineage: Eukaryota; Viridiplantae; Chlorophyta; Chlorophyceae; Chlamydomonadales; Volvocaceae
Exons: 10
Coding region: 1-2097 (698 amino acids)
Source: RefSeq, a predicted model, not a curated record